CUCGCGUGCCCCGGGAAGGGGCUGUUAUCUCAAAAGCAUGUUGAGCCGGCGUGCCCCGCGGGCCGAGCAGGCCGGCGGUGCCUUCCUUCCUAAGAAGAGCAUUGCCAGCAGGUCAGGGCAGGUGUGCCUGCCCCCUCUGUUCAGCCCUGGUGAGGCCGCAUUGGGAAUACUGUGACCCGUUAUGGGCUCCUCAGGACGAGAGAGACAUGGAGCUCCUGGAACAGGUCCAUCAGAGAGCCGCAAAGUUGAGCCAUGUUUACAUAAGACACCAAAGAGAUCGUUGAGUAGGAAAUCCCGAAUACCUACUUUCAGCUCUCCUAUUAAUGAUGCUGAGACACAGCAGGAAAUCUUUUGGGAUUCUCAUUCACCAAUUGCACACAAACUAGGCAGUGGAAAAACCAAGCAGUCUACCAGGACAUGCGCAGUAGAAAUCUCAGAAAUUGUCAAUCGCAUUGCUCCUCAGGAUGAAAAAGCAGCCUGUAAUGAAGACUCCCUUUUAGGAACAUGGAUUGGUGAGGAUGCUAUUCCCUGUACACCUCUAGCAGUUAAAGGGCGAGCUAGGACAAAGUUAAGCUGUACAAGAGAUCUUAAAAUAAAAAAUCCUGAAGAGGAGCUCAUGAAAUUGGCUAAGGAGUUUGAUAAAAAUCUAGUAGAGUUAGAUGCUGUUCAGGAAGAGGAGAAGCUUGGUCACAACUUGAUCCAGAUCACCUCAGAGCCUUCAAGUAAUUCUAAAGAUGAAAUAAAAACGAAGAACCAGGAAUCACUCCUUGGUGAAGGUUCUGAAACAGAUACUGUUGCGUCCCUGGAACCAGUUGGACAAAGCACUGGCAUCCCUGUGGCAGAGCCCUGUCAGUCCAGCAGUCAAAAGUCUGUAGACCUUGAGGCUGAAGUAGCCCUUCAUGCUCUUUUUGACUCCUCUACCCAGAAGUGCAGUGGACAGUUGAGCCAAGGACUGUCAGAUAUUUCUUUAAAUAAUAGUUUUCAUAAAAUUAAAAGUACCUUGGUGGAGGAGAACCUUCCUGAGAAAGCUGAAGCCACUCAGCAUGGUAAUUCAGAGUCAUAUCUAAAAGAUACUCUGUUUGCAGUAGGAAGCGUGGUCCAGACUGUACCAAAACCUGAUGCUGACACCCUGACAAAAAGAAAUCCUCCUUACCUGAAGACACAAUUGGUGGCCUCUGCUAAGCUUGCUGGAGUAGUUAAUGAUGACUUUGAUGACUGGGAUCAGGAUCUUUUGGCAGAUGACUCUUUUGUGAUGCAAAUAACCCAAAAUCCUGAAUUGAUAAGUACUGAAGAACCACCACAAAUUCCUGCAAAUCCAUUUGUGCACGAUUUCAGUGAUGCUAGCAGAGCAAAGCAAAGAAGUAGUAGCAAUUCAGUAACUCUUUUGGGGACUGUAAACAAAUCUAACAGUUUGCAAUAUUCACCUUUGAACCAUUCUAAUAAAAACUCACAAAAUGUUGUAAAAUUACUGUCUUUACAAAAGCCAUGUAAGACAGAAAACUCAAAGACGGAGACCAAGGCCUUGCAUGGCAAAUGUGAUGUUAAGACAGAUAAAAUUGAAUCUGUUUGGAAGAGUACCCAAAAUAGUGAUUUGAACCCUAUUUCUGUUUCAGUGCAAUCUGAAAUGAAGCAUGGAAAUGAAUUCACUAAGCCUAAAAGCGAUGCUCUUCCUUUUUUUCCUUCAAGAUCUAACCCUCAUAGACAACCAGCAGGAAAACCUGGGAGUAACACUCAUACUGUUUCCUGUCAGUCAUCCAGUGUUUCUACCAACAUGAAACCUAAUGAUCUAACCAAAGUGGUUAACCAAGCUAAUACAGGUCCCUCAAAUCAAGUUGAAAUACCAAAGAAAUAUCCUCUGUCAUUUGAUGACUGGAAUGAACCGAAAUUCUCUGAUGAGGUAUUAGGUAUGUUUUGUGGAUCUGAUGGUCUUUGGGAUGCAAACUGUGAGGAUGAUGAAUUGUUAUAUCAGGUGUGUGAUGAUAUAGAAAAGCAAACUCAGACCCAGGAUGUUAAACAAGGAAGUGAAAAAACUAAAACUUUUCAAGGAGCCGGCGUUAAUUCCAGAUCAAAUACUGAUAACAUCUUGCCAGCAUCUAAACAAGGACUACCUGAUCUCCUCUUGGUACAAAAAACAAGUGCAAAACAGGAGGUCCUCUCACUAAAUGAUUCCUGUAGGAAUUCAUCAAAGACAGUGCGUGGGCUGGCCACAACAGGUCAUGUAGUGAGCUGUAAGAACAUCUCAAAUCCUCAGACUCUGGUCUCGGGUCCUUCUGUGGAAUGUAAAAGCACACUGCCUAAAAACUGUCACCAAGAUGCUUCUGAAGAUACUGCAAAGACUGUUUCAGGGAAAUGGUACAGGUCAAAUUCUGUGCCAGCAAGAGAGCCAGGUUCUGAAGUAAGUCCUGUUAAUGGAGUAAAUAUUUUUAGUAGAAAAGCACUUGACAGCUCACAUUUCUUGUCUAAUGUGGGAAAGAUUCAAAGUAGCAGCUCUGGUAACAAAACUUCACUUGUGCCUUCAAAGUUUAAGUUCCGAAAGAUUAACAAUUCUCAGGGUGGUCUUUGUGUAGGGUCUGAAAAUCCAGGGAAUCAUUCUGGCAUUGGAAUUACUCUGCAGGGUUUGGAAGGAAGCAAGAAUCAGGUGAAUGUGACUUUGCACAGCAAGCUCGACAAUAAGAAAUCACCUUUCAAGAGGCACCUUUCAGAGUCUUUUGCACAGGCAACAUCAGCGUCUGUGGUGGAACAAAAAAAUAGAAAAUGUUCUCAAGAGGAGAUUGAAAGAAAAAAACAAGAAGCUCUUGCACGAAGAAAAUCCAGAACACAGGCAUUCUUUAAAGAUGCUUGAAUUUGGAGUGUGUUUUUUCUGUGGAGUAAGCUCGUUGGGAGGGAAAUACUGUAAUGCUAGAAGACACUUUUUAAACUCUAUUCACAGCUACUGAUGGCAAGCUUUUUCUGUCUUCCAAUAUAAAAACAUCUGGACCUGAACCAUGACUAAUACUCUGGAGGUGCUUAGUUUUAAUUAAAAACAAUCAGUUAUAAAUGUGUAGUCCCAAACUACAUUCAGCUAGAUGGAGAUUCUGUUGAGUUGAAAUGAUGAAAAUCAUGAAAGUGUCGGUAUAUAUGCGUAAUGAAGGUGUCAGAAACAGACUAAGAAGACUCUCAAGUACACACAGACUAAGAAAUACUAAUGCUUGCUCUCAGGUAGAAAAAAGUUUUAAAAUUUUGGGUUAAAUAAAGUACAAUCUAGGAAACAUCCAGCAUCAGAAAACUAAUGGAAAUGAACAGACUCUGGAAAGGGUGCUCAGUUUGUUACCUGAGGUAAGAGUGAAGGAAGGAAGAAUUUAAUGUAAAGAGUUUCAUUAUGUGAAAAAGUGUCCUGCAGAGGACGUGUUAAAUUCUUUUAAAUUCCUUUCAGGAAGAACUGGAAAUACCCUGAGGAAAUUGGGCCACCUUUUUCUAAAUGCGCAUCACCAAGCUAAUUAGAAAAGGUAGACUAAUGCCAUUUUAGCAAACCAUGAGCAAUAUGUAAUACACCAGGUGAAAUCUCAACAGUUAUGCAUCAGUUUAGCCUGAUGGGUUGUACAUAUUUCCAAGCUAAAGGCUGUUAAAUUAUAAAAAUGCUGUGUCACAUCAGCUUUAACAGGCUGAGAGAAUUUUUAUCUGAUAGAUGGGUGCAGAGCUCAGACUGCAAAAAACUGCCUCUGGGAAAGCUGCAAGAUAUUUUUCAGCUGAGAAAUGCUUACAUGUAAACAUGUGACACUGUGAAAAGUUACUGUAAUUUUUCUUUGUAAAUAAAUAACUUGGAAGUGUUCUUCCAAAGGUUGGAGGAAGCUUUUGAUUUCUGUUGUAUGCUGUUUUUGUAACUCUUGAAAAUGUAAGUAUUGUAUAUUUGUAAGUCAUCAUUAAACUUUUUUUCAGA
Hirundo rustica (Barn swallow) is the source of this 3916-nucleotide messenger RNA. RefSeq names its product ETAA1 activator of ATR kinase (gene ETAA1). The record is from RefSeq and is a predicted model, not a curated record. The coding region runs from base 182 to 2842 and encodes 886 amino acids. NCBI's taxonomy places the organism in Eukaryota, Metazoa, Chordata, Aves, Passeriformes, Hirundinidae. The transcript is spliced from 6 exons.